Messenger RNA from Ornithodoros turicata, 402 nucleotides. Its product is annotated as achaete-scute homolog 2-like. The record is from RefSeq and is a predicted model, not a curated record. The transcript has a single exon. Gene Ontology annotation, molecular function: protein dimerization activity; DNA-binding transcription factor activity, RNA polymerase II-specific; RNA polymerase II transcription regulatory region sequence-specific DNA binding. Lineage: Eukaryota; Metazoa; Arthropoda; Arachnida; Ixodida; Argasidae. Gene Ontology annotation, biological process: developmental process; regulation of transcription by RNA polymerase II. Bases 1 to 402 code for a protein of 133 amino acids.
AUGCCCCUCUCGUCCGGUUCCCUUCUUCCACUCCAGGUGAACGUCGCCUCCCGGGGAGGAGGCAAGGAUUCUGUGGCCCGAAGGAACGAACGAGAAAGGAACCGGGUUCGACUCGUCAACCACGGCUUCAACACUCUUCGACAGCACGUGCCCUGCGGCGGCAACAAAAAGUUGAGCAAGGUAGAGACGCUUCGCUCCGCGGUGGAGUACAUCCAGGAACUGCAAGAACUGUUGAUUGCUGCUGGCGGUCAGGUCCCCGUCUGCAAGACGAAGGAUCAAGACACGCCGUGCGAGGGCAGGAAAAAUGACUGCGGAAGCAGUAGCAGCACCGCUUCCGUGACGACCACCAACAGUUCCGAUGCUCAGCAAGAGAAUCUAUUGGAGUUAUACAGCUGGUUUUGA